AUGGUUGUAACUUCUGUUGGUCUAAUCAAAGAUGUUGAUAGCAUGGACAAACAACAGAUUAGUGACCAAGUGCGCAAUUGGCAGGAAACAACAACUCGUUUCAUUGAUCGACUAUCAAAUGAAUAUUCUGCAUACGUCGAUAUAAUUCAACUAGUUCAAGUUGCAAUAUAUGAAAUGAAACUCGGUUUAUCGUUGGUUCUAUCAAGUGCCAUUCAGAAAAAAAUUCUGGAUACAGUUGGACAGGAUGAUAUGGACAUAGUUCUGGAGACAAUUUAUUCAUUUAUGAGAUUUCCUAGAGGCUUUGCAUCUGAUGCUGUUUCUGUCAGGAUCAACUGUGGGUUGGCCAAGUUUCCUUCAUGUGAUAUAGAUUUCCCUAUGAACACAAAGGCAAUGGAUAUGAAUUUGCUGGAAAGUUUGGUUACUUCGACAAGAGAUGUCAAUUCUGAUAAGAUGGUCUCAGACUUGCAACUGAAAGCUUCCAUACAUCACAACAUUCUUCUCCGUGUAGCGCAUUCUAUUGCUGAGGCCCAAUUAAUGGAUAAUGCAUCUUUUGUUCUCUUGGAUAAGACAUUUGAUGAGUUUGCUAGCACUACAAGAAAACAUUUGCGACGGAAUGAGAUACUUUCAGAAUGGCAGGAAUUGCUUUCUGAUGAAAAAGUUGCUGAAAAGAAAGCUGAAGAGGAAGAUGAUACUCUGGAGGAGGAAUGGAACUUAAUGAAGGACUCCAUCUUGAACAAUAUGGUGCACAUUCACAAUCAACUAUUUGGGUCCAUGGAUCUUGUUGAAACACCUGGAAUUCUAAAGGUCUCUGAAGCAGAUCGGUUGUCAUCCUUCAUAGACUCCUACGGACUGGGAAUAAGAAUGAUUAAUGGUUUAGAGGGAUUACUAUUGUCCAGUUUGGAUGCUAAACUUGCUCCUGAACACUUGUUCCGCCUUUGUUUGGAGCAUGAACAGAAAUUAAAUUCAUCUCAUAAAUCAGCUCAUGCAUAUAAUUUUUGUUAG
Camellia sinensis is the source of this 1002-nucleotide messenger RNA. Lineage: Eukaryota; Viridiplantae; Streptophyta; Magnoliopsida; Ericales; Theaceae. The record is from RefSeq and is a predicted model, not a curated record.